Molecule: messenger RNA, 3691 nt
Organism: Sceloporus undulatus (fence lizard)
Lineage: Eukaryota; Metazoa; Chordata; Lepidosauria; Squamata; Phrynosomatidae
Product: MOB-like protein phocein
Exons: 9
Coding region: 548-1465 (305 amino acids)
Cellular component (GO): mitochondrial matrix; cytoplasm
Molecular function (GO): protein folding chaperone; ATP binding; protein-folding chaperone binding
Source: RefSeq, a predicted model, not a curated record
AAAAGGGGACCCAGCAGAGUGUCAGGAGAGCAGGGCAAUGGGGGCUUCCAGGAGCUUCCCUGGGCUUUAAUAAGAAUAAGCCUAUGUAGAGAGAGCUUUCAGGAGCCCCUUUGAGAGUGGAAGGAACAAGUGGGGAGCAGGAGCCUCCUGGGAUUCGUAGCGUGUGUUGGGCUCCCUGACUCUAGAGACCAAGGAGUUCAGUUCCCUUCUCAGGCAUAAUCCACCCCCCCCUCCACUGGGUGACCUUGGGGCAAGUCACACUCUCUCAGCCUCUCAGGGGAAGACAGUGGCAAACUUCCUCUGGACAGAUCUUGCCAAGAAAGCCCCAUGGCCGUGGGAAGGGCGGGAGGAGUCCCUCUCUCUCUCUCUCUCCUCUCUUCAGUGCCUCCCAGGGGCUCUCCGUUUCCUAAGCCGAAAGGCAGCAUGGUCCCCCUGUGGUUGUCGUUUCUGACUUAUGACCGCCCAGUCAUGGGGUUUUCUUGGCAAGAUUUGUUCAGAGGAGGGUUGAGAGGGUGACUUCCUGCCCAAGGUCACCCAGGGGCUUUACAUGGCGGAGCUGGGAAGCCAACCCUGGUUCCCAGAGUUGUCGUCCAACGCUCAAACCGCUACUUUAUGUUGGGAUCUUCCAGUACAUGAAGGUAAAAGCACACCACUUGGAGAUGCGGAAACUCCAGCUUCUCAGGCAGGGCAGGCCUUUAAAAAGUUUCUUCCCCUGUUUGACCGAGUAUUGGUUGAAAGAUGUUCAGCAGAGACUGUAACUAAAGGAGGAAUCAUGAUCCCAGAAAAAUCUCAAGGGAAAGUGCUACAAGCCACUGUUGUGGCUGUUGGAACAGGCUCUAAAGGCAAGGAUUUUUAUAAUUGGCCUGAUGAAUCAUUUGAAGAAAUGGACAGCACACUGGCAGUUCAACAGUAUAUCCAGCAAAACAUAAGAGCAGACUGUUCAAACAUUGACAAAAUUCUUGAACCUCCAGAAGGACAGGAUGAAGGUGUUUGGAAAUACGAACAUUUAAGGCAAUUCUGUCUUGAGCUUAAUGGUCUUGCAGUUAAACUUCAGACUGAAUGCCAUCCAGACACAUGCACACAAAUGACAGCAACAGAACAGUGGAUUUUUCUUUGUGCAGCCCAUAAAACUCCCAAAGAAUGUCCUGCCAUUGACUACACCAGACACACAUUGGAUGGAGCUGCAUGUCUUCUGAAUAGCAAUAAAUAUUUCCCAAGCAGAGUUAGCAUAAAGGAAUCAUCCGUAGCCAAACUAGGAUCAGUCUGUCGUAGGAUUUAUAGAAUAUUUUCACAUGCAUAUUUUCAUCAUCGUCAAAUAUUUGAUGAAUAUGAGAAUGAAACCUUCUUGUGUCACCGAUUCACCAAGUUUGUGAUGAAAUACAACUUGAUGUCCAAGGACAACCUGAUCGUACCAAUUUUAGAAGAGGAGGUACAGAAUUCAGUUUCUGGUGAAAGUGAAGCAUGAUGAGUAUCGUGGACUGAAAUGAACACGUAAUUAACAUGUACUGUAUAUAUCAUUUUAGAAACUUCAAUCAUGUAUCCUUAGAGCUUUGGUUUAGAAUACUUUUUGUAUGCUGUGUGCAUUGCCUCUUAAUAUGGGAUAUGGUUUAAGUUAUUCAUGAGCUGUAUAUUCUUCAAUGUGGCACUCAUGGUUUUUAAAUACAAUUAGAAUUAUCUGUUUAUACUGCCUGUUAAUAAAAGAAUUGACAGUUCUGUAAAAUUGCUGCUAAACAAUCAUUGGAUCACAAUCUUCAAACUUUGUCCAAUUUAAACCUAAAGCUUCUUGUACUAAUGAAAUUUGCAAAUUUACAAAUCCAUUUAAUUCUAAAUCUUGUUCUAUUUUAUAAAAAGCCCCAUUAUUUUGGUUCCCGAGUUUUGCUUUUGGGUGUGCACUUAUAAUGUUCUAAACUAUUGUAGUAUGUGUGUAUCCAAAUAUUCAUUAUUACAGUAUUAAUACCAAAAGGAUAAUUUUUAUUAUGCUGUCAUAAUGUAUUCUGGAGCUAUCUGUUUCUUUCUGGACUUGCCUUUAUGUAUCACCGGAGGCUUGUGUGCAUCACAACAAGUCAUAUAUUCAGUCACUUCAAGGCAAAGAUUCCCCUCCAUAUUUUCCAUAUCUACACUGUUCACUAAUGGAUAAAAACAUUGUGCAUUUCCUCUUGCCUACAGUAAAGUACUCUGUGGCUUAUACCUGUGCAUAUUUAUAGUAAUUGCUUACAGAUUAUACCUCGCAUUAAACAUUAAUGUUACGCUACAGCAGAGUGUGCCAAAAUAAUCUUGUAGCAAAGGGAUUCCACGUACUAGGAAUUUUGAAUCUUAACAGUCAUGUAUAGCUAGUUCCUACCUUUCUUCCAUCCAAAAAAUACCAGCUUUUAUGUUUCAGUAAUUGAACACAACCCAUAUUUCUCCAAAUCUAAAUGUAUGCUUGUUAAAUAGAAUUUUCAGGUUUGCAUUAGAGCUAAGGUUCCAUGAGAACUAUUUAAUGGAGUUUGAACUAUUUUGAAUGCUGUAGAAGUAAAUAUUUUUUAAAAAAACAACUAUGGAUGGCUUUGUUAUGCUGGAUGUAUGUGAAUGCAGAUAUCUACAAGUGCUAGCACUGUUGUUAGGUCAAACUUGAUGAGAUUUUAACUUUUUGAAGUUGGUGUAUGGUCCUUUCCUAUUGAAAACAUAAACCGGUGUCCAUUUUUUCCCAGAAAUAUAUAUGCCAUGGCUUUUAUGUGGCCAAGCAAGCUUUAUUUAACCUGCUUCAUUCUCAAGAUUACUCAUUUCACUGGGAAUGAACAUGAAAGUUUUUAUUUCCUAAUAGUCAUUAUUUCCUUUUGGAGAACACAUUAGACCUGCCUUAAUUGCAUAUAAGACAUGUCAAACUGGACUCAUCUCAUUGCAAGAUUGCCCCCAUGAUAUAAAGGGAAUCCAAAAAUUGGAGACUGGAGAGAGAAACAGCAUCUUCAGUGGGUUGUGGCACAAGCCCCACUGUAGUUGAAAGAGGCUGGUGGCACAGUUUUGGAGGACUAGGCUGGACGUUCUUCAGUGGAUUAACACAGUUCUGCCUCUUAUUGUGUAUUUUAAAAUGGGUUUGAAGGUUAACAGGGUCAUCACAUCAGAGGGUUUUUAGCAACAGCAAUUAUGUCAUUGUGCCCACAUGUAAUUGAGGCCUACAUUGGGCAAUAUAGAUCUGGCUGAAAUCUCAGAGCUUGUAGAUGAGGAAUUUCAUUUCAGAGGUACCAGGAUAUAUUUGGCAAUGUUAGCAUACUUUACCUCACUCAGAAUAUGAAUGGUGUCAUAUAGCAUUUUUGUGAAAUUGUGUGGUGUUUGAGGCUGCAAGAAAAUCUUAACAUGCCUCCUUGUACUAGUACAUGCCUCUGAAACAGUUAUUCUCAACAAAUAAUUCCAUUUCUGCUGCACUGUAAACUUGACUUCAUAUGAUGGAAGUUAAGUGAAUAACCUAAAUAGGAUACUGCUUGUAACUUUCCUUAAUGCUGUUGAUUCAAGUACCUCUGAUAAUGUGUGUGCACAUGUGCCUGCCUGAUACUAUAAAACUUCAGUGAGAGUAAGUGAACUAUUGACUUUGUAUGGUUAACUAUAUUGAAGGUUUUAAUGUGCAUUCUGCAUUAUAGGGAAACUGAGCUAUGUUUGUCUUUGAAUUACAUUGUAAAAAGUAGAGGUUGCAAUUAAAUCUGUUUCUUUUUCCAUA